GCUCCCACCGGCGGCCGCCGGCGCCGUUUACGGUAGGAAAUUCCGGGAAUUUCCACCCGUGUCGGUUCACUCCGUCGUCAUCCGCGAACGACCGACGGUGCCCGACGGCCUGUGAUGUACGCGGCCGAGAGGACGGCCGAGGGAGCGGAUUGGAGCGGAAGCGGCGGUAGGAGGACGUCUCCGGGGUGUAACUCUCGGUAGAAGGGACGACGACGAGGGCAGGCAGCACCCGAACGGGCGGCGUUAUCGAUGGCAGCGUGGGUGUGAGUUCCGAUUAUUUCAGCACGCACAAGUAAUUACUUCUCUCCGCGAUUAUUACGCGGCCAGUGCGGAUCGUGGUUGUCGCGUCGUCGCGCGCGUCAGCGAUCCCGACGACGUUCAAGGUCGCCGGCGCGGCGAACAACAACGCGAAGAGCCGAGAGAGCGGCGGCGACGGCGGCAGCGGCGGAGGUGGCGGUGGCGGCGGCGGCGACGACGGCGACGUACGUCGUGCGGCGAACUGCGUCGUAAAACGUCUUCGCCGAAAAACCGUCUGUUUCCGAAAACGAGGGAGUAGUAGGGGCCGUGGCACCAGGAAGAUUAUAAUUAUCUCACAAAAUGGCGCUGUGGCUGAAAGCACAGCAACUAUCGCAAGAUUCGUUGCAAAAGGUACGCAACAUAUAUGGAGAACACUUCCCGAUUGAAGUGAGACACUUCUUGUCAUCAUGGUUGGAAGAAAAGUUGUGGAAUAAUGUUGAUAUGGAAAGCCCACAGUUUGAGCACUAUGUAAACAGUUUUGUUGGAUCAUUGAUACUUGAGUUAGAAUCAAAAGCAAACACUCUUACCACGGAAGACAUGUUUGUAACAAAGAUGAAAUUGAUAGAGGCUGCUACCAUGUUCCGACAAAGAUACAGCGAAAAUCCAAUGAUAUUGUACAAAAUAAUUAGACACUGUUUGACCACGGAGAUGAAAUUAGUGGCAGAAGCUGAACAUUUAGGAGGUUUAAUAACCAAUGACAGGGUCACCAGUUUGAUGAUAGGCGACACGGUUACGGAAAUAGCUCAUCAGGUCGAUAUAUUGCGGCGAAAGACAUAUGAGACCGGGGAAGACUUACGAAAGAUAGAGCAGGAGCAAGAAUCUUUCGCUCUCAGUUAUCAUGAAUGUACGAAACUGAAUGCCCAUUUGCAACAUAUUGCUAUGCAAGUGCAAAAUCAGCAAAAUAUGGAGUUAGAAAAGAAGAUUAGAAGACAAAAAGAACAGCAGGAUCUACAAUUGAGUCAGAAAGUAAAUGGCGUGGUUCGUUUACGUUUGAUGUUGAUGGAGAAAUUGGAUGAUAUUAUUAAGAAAUUGAAUAUUUUACAAUCAAGAAUUCUCGACGACGAACUCAUAAGAUGGAAGAGAGAUCAGCAGUUGGCUGGGAACGGUGCAAAUUUUGCAUCCAACAAUUUAGAUUCCAUUCAAGAGUGGUGCGAGAGUCUUGCCGAAUUAAUUUGGCAAACCCGGCAACAGAUUAAGGAAGCAGAACGUUUGAAGCAAAAGUUUCAAUGUGAACCACCAGGCAUCCGUGACACUCUUCCGAGUUUGAACACUCAAAUUACGCAGUUUCUCAGUUCGCUUGUUACAAGUACCUUUAUUAUUGAGAAACAGCCGCCGCAAGUCAUGAAGACCAACACUCGUUUUACAAGCACGGUGCGCCUUCUUGUUGGAGGUAAAUUGAACGUUCACAUGACACCGCCGCAAGUAAAAGUAAGCAUAAUUAGCGAAACACAGGCAAACGCUUUGCUGAAAAGCGAGAAGAUGGCAAAGUGUGGCGAAGUCAGCGGCGAGAUUUUAAAUAAUACAGGCACAAUGGAGUAUCAUCAAGCAACAAGGCAACUAUCAGUGAGUUUUCGCAACAUGCAGCUGAAGAAGAUCAAACGCACGGAGAAAAAAGGUACAGAAUCCGUGAUGGAUGAGAAAUUUUCAUUACUGUUUCAAUCGCAGUUUUGCGUCGGCGGAGGCGAAUUAGUAUUUCAAGUUUGGACUUUGAGUCUGCCCGUUGUCGUGAUAGUACACGGUAACCAGGAGCCACAUGCGUGGGCCACGGUUACUUGGGAUAACGCGUUUGCUGAACCAGGUAGACAACCGUUCCAAGUACCUGAAAAAGUGCCAUGGGCACAGGUGGCUGAGGCAUUGAACAUGAAGUUCCGCUCGGCGACCGGUCACCCAUUGACCGAAGAUAAUCUCCGAUUUCUCGCGGAGAAGGCAUUCCGAAGCAACGGCAAUUCAGUCCAGGAUUAUUCAAACAUGUUAUUGAGUUGGGCGCAGUUCUGUAAAGAACCGCUACCCGAAAGAAACUUCACUUUUUGGGAAUGGUUUUAUGCCGUCAUGAAGUUAACUAGAGAACAUCUGAGAGGUCCGUGGAUCGACCGAUAUAUCCUUGGAUUUAUCCGGAAGAAACAAGCCGAAGAAAUGCUGGCAAACUGCGCGGUUGGCACGUUCCUGAUGCGUUAUUCUGAUUCAGAACUCGGCGGUAUUACUAUCGCUUGGGUUGGAGACCAAUCGACAUCAGAUCAUGUCUUUAUGCUGCAACCAUUCACUAGCAAAGAUUUUGCUAUUCGAAGCUUGGCUGAUCGUCUUGCCGAUAUGCAACAUCUGCAAUAUCUCUAUCCAGAUAUUAGCAAGGAUACCGCCUUCGGCAAAUAUUACACUCCAUUCACUGAUAACCAAACUCAAACAUCAAACGGGUAUGUUAAGCCAUAUUUAGUAACGCACGUGCCAGGAUGGGGCGCUCUGCCUAGCAUCGGUGGUCAAACGCCAUCACAUUCGUCCGUAACAGGUGUAAACAACAACGGUCAGAGUGGUCCGGGCGGAAGUUACCCUGCUACACCACAAACCGUGUUUCCACCACACAGUCCGCCAGACCCGUCCACGCGGGACACGCCGUCCGUAGCAUCAAGCUACGCUCCGGGUCUCGGCCAGUCAGGCGUUGGACAGCCAAGUUCGGACAUGGACUACAUGGAGAUGAUUGCUAACAACGAAUUGCCAUCGAUCGAUGAAAAUCUCAACUUGGAGCAUUUGAACAACUUCGGCUUCGACUUCAUGCAGUACAACCAAUCUAACAAGCUGCAAUAGGAGGUAUGCCUGCGAGAUGCACCGUCGUCCAUGAUAUACGACGGCACAUCCGUGAUAAUCACCAUUGCAGGUCUAAUCCCCGAUUUUUCUUCGAUCUCUAUUUAUCAGUCACACUGAACCGCACCGUAGCCAACUGAAAUGUAUCGCGAAUUGUUAACAGGGGAGGGAUCAAUGUAUCCUAUAAUGAUAUAAUUAUAUUUCUUUUUCUCUCUCCUCUUACAACAACCCAUGCAUGGCCAAUGUUUUGUAAUUACAAGUUGGCUUUCUUAUACUUUAGACUAUAGAGAAAGAUAAAGUUGUUAUCAUCUUUUACCUCUAAUAUGGUAUAUAUGUAAUAUAUCUCUGUUGAUCUUGUUCUCUUAUACUCAAAUUGCACUGACUGAGCAAUACGUCCGAGAGUUCUUGUAUGAAUUAUGUUGAUAUUCAUUAUGCGAUUCAUUAUUAAAUAGAUACGAAAAUAUUCUUAUCUAUUUAAUGAGUUGCCCUGUCAUUAUGACAAAAAUUGUGAUUUUUUUUUGUUAUUUUAUGGGAAAAAAUAAUUCUUUAGAUUCAGUUCUUCAAUAUAUUUCCAAUUUAUAAAUUCUUCUAGUGAACAACCAAAAAAAUUUUGUUGUAUUCAUUUCCGUUAACGAUUUCAUUAAUUUUAUCAAGUUCUCUCGUUAAGCUUUUCGUAUGUAUCAUUUUUUUGUAAUGUUCAAUAUAAGUUAAGUUCUUACAUGAUGUAAAAGAGACUUAGUACAAAGAUUUAUAUAUUAUUGUCUAUACAUAUAAAGUGCUAACAGAGCAUAUGUAAUUAUAAAGAUAGAAUACGUCGCUUGUGAAUAGCAAAUUAAAAAAAGCUACUAAACAUAUCUAUAAUAUCUAUAUUACAUAUAGAGAUUGAUAUAACAAUUAUUUUUGUUAAACAUUUAGAUCGUUUUAUAGAGAACAUUUUAACGAAAUGCUAUAUAAAUCAUGUUAAUCUUUUAUUCUCUUUUUUUAUAAUUGUGUACAAAAUUACGGAAUCAUGAUUACGAAAUGGUUUUAAAUCUUUAAAAGAUUAUAAAGAGAAAAGCAAAAUCUUUUUUAUGUUGCUUGUCUAAUUCAAAUGUUUAGGAUUAUUAGAUAGAGAUUUAUUGAGGAGAGAUUUAGAGUGUAUUCACAUUCGAACAAUCCAUAGACCAUUAUUUUCACGAUCACCUAGUCAAAUUGCCAUUAUAUGCAUUUUGAAUUUUGGAAAUAAGUAACCGUGAAAAACAAAAUCAUUUAAAGUUUUGAUUUCGUUGUAUUUUUAAUCACGCAAGAAAGUGAUGUUGAAAGGAAUGAUAUAGCGUAUAUUAAGUAGAUUUAAACGUGCAUUGUGUGAUGUAACCUAAAGUAAGUGCCUUGCGCAUUUUUAAACUUUAUGUUUUGCAAUAUUUCGGCAAGUUCUGCAAAGAUCUCGUCGAUUUAAAUGUUUUAAUUGAUUUUUAAGAAGUUUUUUAUUUUCGUGAUAUCUUAAGUUUCUUGCAUCUACAUGGUAUUUUUGUCGAGAGAUAAGUUAUCUCUAAAAAAUAAUUUAGGAUGUCCUUGCGAAGAUUUUUUAGAUUGAAAUCUUAUGUAUAACAUCAAUUUUUAGAAUUAUUUUUAGAAUUAAAAAAUAUUUUUAUAGGUAUAAGAUAGAGAGAAAAAGGAGAAAGUAAGGAAAUUAAUUUUUAUAGAGUUUACGUAAAACCUCCUUACUUUUUAAAAUUUUAACUAUAAUAACUUUAAAGUUAUAGUUACUACGGUGCCCUAUUCCCUCCCCUGUAUGUUUUACGAUAUAACGUGACACAUAUGUUUAGAUAAAGUACGCGGAAUAAAGUAUAUUGUAGAACAUAUAA
Messenger RNA from Monomorium pharaonis (pharaoh ant), 4934 nucleotides. It is a transcript of the gene Stat92E, whose product is annotated as signal transducer and activator of transcription 5B. Bases 598 to 3093 code for a protein of 831 amino acids. The transcript is spliced from 10 exons. Gene Ontology annotation, biological process: regulation of cell population proliferation; regulation of transcription by RNA polymerase II; defense response. Lineage: Eukaryota; Metazoa; Arthropoda; Insecta; Hymenoptera; Formicidae. The record is from RefSeq and is a predicted model, not a curated record. Gene Ontology annotation, molecular function: DNA-binding transcription factor activity, RNA polymerase II-specific; RNA polymerase II cis-regulatory region sequence-specific DNA binding.